UUUGGUACUAAGAGAACCAACGACCGGAGCAGCAUAAGCAACUUGGAGCUUGGAACUUGAGAUUGAAGAAGCCAUGAAAUUGACUUUGGUGCUAUUGGCCCUCGUGGGCUGUGUAGCCGCUUUCAGCGUGCCUACCACCCACAAUGUGAAGGUCGCCGACAAGGAAUUCCUCGAAAAGCAAAAGUUCCUGCUCGAGAUUGUCUACCGUUGUGAGGAUCCCCUGAUGUUCGAGGAAUACAUUAAGCUAGGACACAAAUUCGUUGUGGACAAGUCUAUGUACAGCAUGUUCACCCAUGAAAUGGAGAAGUUCUACGAGUCCUACAAGAUGGGUGCUCUGCUUCCUAAGGGCGAAUUCUUCGGCGCCUUGGUGAAGACCCACCACAAGCAGGCUUAUGGUCUCUUCAACUUCUUCUACUAUGCCAAGAACUUCGAGAUCUUCAAGCAGAACGUUGCCUGGGCUCGCAUGCACGUGAACGAGGGCAUGUUCAUCUAUGCCUUGACUUUGGCUGUCAUCCAUAAGCCCGAAUUCGAGGGUUUGGCUCUGCCCAUGAUCUACGAAAUCUUCCCACAGUACUUCUUCAACAGCAAGUUCGUCUAUGAGGCUGAGAAGUUCGAUUACGAUGUCUGGAGCAAGUACAUUAUGUACGAGAAGGAAUACAAGGAUAUACUGUACAAGGAUGUUAGCGAAUUCCAUGACAACUUCUACUUCUACACCAAGGACUGGAAGACAUGGCAGUGGUGGAAGAUGAUGGGUCUGGGCGAGCACUGGUACGUUGAGGAUAAGUACUUCCUGCGGGAGAACAUUGCCACCUACAACAAGGAUCCCAAAUACGUUGACAUCAUGAAGGGCUUGACCAAGUUCUACAUGCCUGUGGACUAUACCCGUGACAUUUCAUUCUUCAACCACGAGACCCAGAUGAGCUACUUCACCGAAGAUCUUGGCUGGAACUCCUUCUGGUACUAUCUGAAUUUGGAUUACGCUUUCUUCCUCGAUGGCAAGCAGUUCGGUUUGGAGAAGGAUCGUCGUGGCGAAUUCUGGAUCUACAAUGUGCAGCAAAUUCUGGCCCGUUACUACCAGGAGCGUUUGUCCAACGGCUUGGGUGAGAUUCCAGAGUACUUCUGGUACAAACAGCUGGAAUUCGGCUAUGAUCCUCAGCUCAUCUACUACAACGGUGUUGGCUUCAGCUACCGCAAGAACUACUUCGAGUAUGAGACCUAUGGCAACUUCGAGAUGCUCUCCCAAAUCCAGCACUUCUUCGAGCGCAUCAACAACGUUCUCGACUCUGGCUACUACAAGACCGCUGAUGGCGUUGUUAUCGAUCUGCACAAGCCCGAGGCUGUCAAGUUCAUUGGCAACUAUCUGCAGGGUAAUGUUGAUACUUAUGACAAGUACUUCUUCAACUACUACUACGUGCUGUCGCAUAUGUACUUCGCUGAUGUGGAUUACUUUGAUAUGGAUGUCUUCCCACAUGUGUUCCUCAACUUCGAGACCAUGAUGCGCGAUCCCUUCUUCUAUACCUUCUACAAGAAGUUCGCUGAUGUCUUCUACAAGUUCAAGUACAACCUGACUCCCUACACCCAUGAGGAUCUGCACUUCGAGGACAUUCACAUCAAGGAUGUGACCGUCAGCAAGCUGGUCACCUACUUCGACAUUGUUGACUUUGAUACCACCAAUCUGCUCAACGACAAGAUGACCUUCGUCGAUGGCAAGUUUGUCUGGGACAAGACCCUGAUGGCUCGCCAGGCCCGCCUCAACCAGAGCCCUUCGAGUUCGACUUUCAACAUUGACUGCAAGACCGCCCAAAAGGGUGUUGUGCGCAUCUUCCUGGGACCCAAGUUCGACGAAUACGGUCGCAUCAUCCCACUGAAGUACAACGCACAGAACUUUGUGCAAAUCGACAGCUUUGUCUAUCCCUUCGUUGCCGGCCACAACACCAUCAAGCGCACCUCCAAGGAAUUCACCUGGACCGCUGAGGAUCGCAUUACCUACACCGAACUGUACAAGUAUGUCAUGCUCGCCCAUGAGGGUACCUAUGACUUCCCCUUGGACAUGACCGAGCCACACAACGCCUUCCCCGAUCGUCUGGUCCUGCCCCGCGGCUGGGAACAUGGCAUGCCCAUGCAGUUCUACUUCUUCGUCUCGCCCUACAGCGAGGAGUACGAGCAGUUCUCCAACUUCGACUACACCUACUCCUCAGGCGUUGGCUCCGGCACUCGCUUCGUGGACAGCAAGCCAUUCGGCUAUCCCUUCGAUCGCAAUGUCGAUGAGUACAGCUACUUUGUCUCCAACGGCCUGUUCAAGGAUGUCAAGAUCUACUUUGUCGAUCACUUUGCCAAGUACUUCGAGAAGAAGUAUGCCAACUUCGGCAUGUUCGACUACUCCGUGGAGUACUAAACGACUUUCGAUUUAACUUUUAAGUAAUUGCAAAAAAAAACUAAAAAAAAAA
Messenger RNA from Drosophila busckii, 2447 nucleotides. It is a transcript of the gene Lsp1gamma, whose product is annotated as larval serum protein 1 gamma chain. The record is from RefSeq and is a predicted model, not a curated record. Lineage: Eukaryota; Metazoa; Arthropoda; Insecta; Diptera; Drosophilidae.